AUGAAGGAUCGACUAGCCGAUUUACAACGGGAGGUGAAUAAAGGUCGUACAUUAUCAGACCUACAUGAUAGCAUCACUGAGCAACAACAGUACUCAGGUGCUAAUGAAGAGGCAGCGCUUUUAUCCGACGAUCACUGGAAUAAUGUCGAAGCGUUUUUGUCGCGUGUCAAUGCGGUCUUGAAUGAUUUACAUGAGAUGGAAACAAUUUUUGAAGAAAUAAAAAUUAAGCACUCACAAGUGUUAAUUGAACCUGGUGUUCAUCCAGACUUCACCGAAGAAUUGAAUCGUGCUACAGAGUUAUUCAAGAUCAAAUCCUAUGCAACACAAAGUGCAGUUAAACAAAUGAAUAUGGAAGUGGAGAAAUUGAAAGGUGAUCCGAAAGAUCUGUCUGUGAAUGGCGUUGAUGCACGUAUCAAGCGGAAUCAGGUUAUGGCCUUAACAAAAAAAUUUCAAAAUCUUCUUCUAGCGUUCAGUCAGGAACAAAUAAGAUACAAAGAGAAAUCGAAACAAAAAAUUACAUCUUAUUUAACGUUGUCCGGUCGUAAUAUGCCUGAAGAAGAUAUUGAUAAAGCGAUAGAAAGUGGGCAGUUAUUCGAUUUCACGAAAGGACUGAUAUUAGCUGAACGUGACAAAAAAGCCUUAUAUGAUGAAGUGAAAAGUCGUCAUGAGGAUAUUGUGAGGUUAGAAGCAAGUAUCAGGGAGUUGCACGAUCUGUUUCAAGACAUGUCGAUGCUGUUGGAAAGUCAGGGUGAAAUGUUGAAUCAUAUUGAACGAAAUGUAGAAAGUGCGGUGGAAUAUGCAACUAGAGCAUUUACAAAUGUGAAACAAGCAAAAGAAUUUCAAGCGAGUACGAGAAAGAAGUUGAUCAACUAUUAA
Molecule: messenger RNA, 876 nt
Organism: Anisakis simplex (herring worm)
Lineage: Eukaryota; Metazoa; Nematoda; Chromadorea; Rhabditida; Anisakidae
Source: the annotation of a GenBank genome assembly